GGUGUUUAUCAGCCCUGCCUGCCUGCUAUGGGAAAUAUCUCUGGGGAGGAGAUGGGGAGGCGGAAGGCCUGGGGAGACCUGGGGACGGGGUGGCAGGUUACUCUGAGUCACUUUGCAGCUGAAUAGAGGUUGAGACUCUAAUUGUAGAGCAGCUCACGGGGCAGAUUAGGAAGAGAUUUGUCUCUGCGGGGGGAAAAAAUGCAUAUUAAAAUGAAACAAGAAGGAAGCAGUGCAUUAAAACAGCUUUGACGUGCUAACACACUGAACAAUUUAAUCCUCUGUCGGUUUGGGUGCGUGCAUAUGUGUUAUGCCUCUGCAUUUAUAUGCCAGUGUGAAUAUCCCACUGUUAUUCACAUUCAUGCAGUAUGUCUGUCUGAGCGAAUGCUUUCUGAAUCUCCAGCUCUCUCUCUCUCUCUCUCUCUCUCUCCCUCCCUCACCCUCCGUCUGUUGCUCCCUCCCCCUCCUUCCCUCCCUCUCUGUGUGAGCGUAGACUGGGCGCUAAGCCAAGUGGAGUGUGUUUUUUUGAAUGAAUACCUGAUGCGGCUGAUGAGGCUGGCUGGGGGAGGAGCUGUGUCAGUGGAGUACUGAGAGAGAGAGAGAGAGAAAGAAAGAGGAGGGAGGGAGGUAGAGAGGGAAAGGGGAGAGAGGCAGAAACAGAGAGAGAGAGAGAGAGAGAGAGAGAGAGAAGCAGCCAGGCAGAGAGGGAGCUGGCGGUCUGGUGGCCUUGCAUAACACGCGUUGGAGCAGCCUUGAACGCAGGACUUGGUGUCAGCUUCAGCAGUGGGGAACUUCCUUCCUUCCUUCACCGUCAGCCCGUUGCAGGGGCAGCGUAGCCUCCCAACCGGAGAGAGUCCUGAGAGGAAGGCAGAGCUGGAGCAGCUACGGCACAGGCUCCAGGAGAGGAAAGAGGCACAAAGGAGAGAUUCAGGAAGAGGAGUCCUAGGAAACACGUCUCCAACACACAUACACACACACACAUACACACACACACACACACACUGAGAGGCAGGAAGAAUCCUUGGACAUGCUCUGCAAGCAGUGGCUGUGGAGAGACUGAUUCCUGCCGACGUCGUGGAAGAGGUGGAUCAGUCAGAGAUGAUUCCUCAUGAAGUUUAUGGAGCUCAUUUUGUGAGCUGGAGUGACUCCAUCUUCUCUGGUCUGAGACCUGGAGCUGUCUACCAGUGAACACAAAGAGAGCCGGAGCCACGCAGCACACAGAGAGGCCUGACCGCUGCACAUAACCAUUGAGUGGAGGAGAGAGAGAGACCAAAAAGACCCAGAACAACUUAGAAAUAACUACCUGGGAGGAUUAAAACCACGCUGGCACAAUGAAGUCCAACCAGGAGCGGAGUAAUGGAUGUCUGCCUCCUAAGAAGCGUGAGAUGCUGUCUCUGGAGCACAGGCCGGUGGUAGUAGCCGCAGCAGCGCCUCCAGCUGCAGUGGUUGCUGACAGUCCCCACACAGAGAACCUAGCAUGGCUGGCAAGUGUAGCCAGCGAACGCUGCAAAUCCAGGGACGCAGAGAGCCCGAGAUGUCCCAUCUCCUCCGCUUCCUCCUAUUCUCCUUCCACUUCUAUCCCUUCCUCGGCCACUCCUCUGUCUGCGGUGCCCCUGGCCUCUCUGCCUGCAGUUUACCCCACCGCCCUCCCCCAGCAGGCUGGGACUAUCCAGUUCGCUCAGCUGGGACCCAACGUCCAGUUCAUCAGCUCUGGGCCCUACGCCGGCUACAUCUCCUCUCACAUCAUCGCCAACGCUGGCUCUGCACCCAACAGCGCUGCCAUGGGACAGCGUCCCCAGCUGGAUGGUUACACCACUGCCCUCAUCUCCCCCAACAACAAAGGGGAGCAGCAGUUUCAAAUAGGCCUCUCUCCCACAGAACUGACUCCUGUGUCGCUCCCAAACUCUCCCCAAGUCACCAGCCAGUACUUUCAUCUGGACAGCAGGACACCUCUGACCGUCAGCGGAAACGCCGUCUCUUCCCAGACGGCCCACCUCCAGCUCCACCCUCACACAGCCGUCCUCCCUCAGACGCUCACUCUGGCUCCCUCACAGCUCUUGGUACAGUAUGCAGAUGGUUCAUUUGGAAGGAAACCUGAGGGGCAUGCUAAGGGUGUGUUGAACGGGGAAUUAGAGUUGGUCAAACAGACUAAAACCCACAGUCAUCAAGUGAACCAUCAGCAGGUCCAUAGCUAUGAGGCCAGACAUAUCCUCCUGCCUGCAGACUACGGCCAAAACCCUGCAGGACUCCAGACCUCCUUGGUGCUGUUGGCCCAGCCCAACCACCACGGAGCUGAACGGGACACUGGCUCAAAUAAGUUCUCCUUUGUCCAGACUGAGAAAGGAGGUAUCUGUUUGGGGAAACCAGUGUCUAGAUCGUCCUCCUUCACCUCCCUCUCUUCCUCAGAUGUGGUUAAGUCCGUUGCUCCUCAUACAGUCAUCCAGACCACUCUACCCCACGAGGAGCUGCCAGCCAGCCUCUAUUCCUCCACACAGCCACCCAUCAUCGGUUACAUCACCAGCGCAAAUCAGCAUGGCGUCAGCUACCAUGCGGCACUGCCACAGCACCUGGUCAUCCCGAGCGGCCAGUCCCUCCUCAUCCCGGUCAGCGGCACCAAUAAUGGCACAGAAAUUGAGGUUAGUCGUACGGUCAGCACCCUGACUGCUACAACUCCUCAAAUAUCCACCGCCAUGCCGCAUGCCUAUCUGGCCACAGCCCUGUCCAAGUGUGAGGCGAUCGGGCCAGAUGGAAAUCAACCACCCCCUGCCGUCGCGCACGCACCAGCGAUGCCGGUCCUGCCCUCAAACCCGGUUCCUGCAGCGGUGGCAGCUCCCUCGCCAACUCCUGCUCCUGUCCCCAGUCCCGCCCCUGUUUCCAUCCAAGCCUCCCACUCCAUCUCCUCUCCCUCCUCCCCCGUGGCGCUCCCUCCGUUCUUCAUGCGAGGCUCCAUCAUCCAGCUGGCCGACGGGGAGCUGAAGCGCGUGGAGGACCUGAAGACGGAGGACUUCAUCCAGAGUGCUGAGAUUAGCAGCGAGCUGAAGAUCGACUCCAGCACUGUCGAGCGUAUUGACAGUGGACAGAGUCCUAAUGCUGUGGUCAUACAGUUUUCUGUGGGAGAGCUCAAAGCGCAGGUGUGUGUGGAGGUGCUGCUGGAGUAUCCCUUCUUUGUAUUUGGCCAGGGAUGGUCGUCCUGCUGCCCGGACAGGACCACCCAGCUGUUUGAGCUGUCCUGUGCUAAGCUGUGUGUGGGGGACGUAUGCGUGUCGCUGACCCUCCGCGGCCUGAGGACCACUUCAGUAACAGACAGCCAUGCUCCGGGGACCAAGCUGAAGACUGGUCACCUCUCUGACUCCUGUCACAAUGUGGACGCCAUUGUAAGAAACAGUACGAGUCCAAACGCUGCAGGCAGAAACAGUGGCCUUCUCAUGAAGGCUUCCGGUGCAGACAGGCUGGAGAGGGAGCAGGUUACUGGACCGGGACCAGGGGAGGGGAUCUACGGAGCUGGACCAAUGCUGACCGGAGAAGUGAGACAGGAAUCAGUGAAAACAGACAUGCCUGCUCUUACCAAAAUACAAUGUGGUGAUCCAGAGAGACCCACAGUCCGCAAGAGACGCUGGUCAGCUCCAGAGCGAGACCAGACCGGGAGAGCUGAGGAGGAGCCUCCUCUGACUCUGCCCAAACCCUCCUUCAUCCCUCAGGAGGUUAAAAUCAGCAUAGAGGGCCACUCCAGUACCGGGAGUGAAAGGCGCUUGAACAGAAGAAUAGACUGUUGAGAGAACUUUAAGGAGUUUUGAUUACCUGUGGUUUGCUUUGUGUUUUAUCCCCCCUCUUUCCUCUCUAUCCAGACUACUGUAUUAUAGGCUGAGUUUACACAGUAUUUUCAUGUUUUUCUUUUCUUCCACACAAGUCUGACAUCUACGAUGAAGUACAGUAGAGCACCUUUAUAAGUGGUAUCACACACGAGAUCAGUGCAAUCAAUGCUGAAAGCAAAAAUGAAUGCAGCGUGAAUGUUGAGUAUGAAUGGCAGUCAGUCACCUGAGAGACAUUUGACUUGCGUGUCACAUAUCAUAAGCUGGAUCUCCUUUUGUCACGUGGCUUAAACCUGUUGGAUGCAGACCAGUCGAACCAUUCCUCUUUAUCACACGAACAAGCACAGACCCCGAUGUCAGCGUGUACAAAGUGGGUAACCAUAUUUUGACUUUCAUCCUGUUGGUUUCACUAUUUAUUUGGGUUUACAGUGACGUUUAUGAGGAGUUGAAGUCAAAGAGAGAUUUUUUUGGUAGUCCAAUGACGAUGCUCAAUCACCGUGGCUCUGGUCUCUGCUGCCUUGUGUAUCUGAUGAGGUUUUGAGUUUUACUUUAUUACAAUUUUUCUUUCAUUUUCAUACCAUUGCAGAUGUGUGCGCUGCCACAGGUGGCCUUGUGCCACUUGUCUCAUGUGUAUGUGCCUGUGUGUGUGUGUGUGUGUGUGUGUGUUUUUCUCUGUGACUAUCAGACAGCACAGAAUUAAGGUGUGUUCGUGUGACUGUAGCUGUGAGCUCAGUCGUCAAUACAACCUGCAAAUAUCAAGACUGAAAAGGCCUGAAUGUAAUAACUGAAUUAGUUCCCAGUCAAUAUAGAAUUUGAUACCAUUGUUUUUACAAUGUGUGGGUGACAAUAGCUGCACAGGGGUGCAUUUCUCUGAUGAAGUUCCUCUGUCAAAUUUCCAAUUCCUUUCAAAGACAGCAUAUGUCACUAGUUAAUGCCCAUCUUUAACCCUGCUAUGUACAGCAUUUCAAACAAGAGAUUUCUAUCUACUAUCUACGGAUGAGUUUUUAGCUGAUUUAUGUAUGGACUCAUACUGCAAUAUAAACCAUAGUUGACUAACUUGGCUAACUGCACUAAUUGUUUUGCCACUUGGGGGGCAGCACAGCAAACUAAACACAACCCUGACGUAUUGCCUUCUAGAUUUGACAAACUUAAAAAAAACAAUUGCGUAAUUACACAUCCAGCAACACAGAUCAUCAAUCAUUUGGAGUCAUGUGUUAGGCGGACUGAUGAAUGUAAUGUCCAGUUCACCCUACUCGUUGCCCUGUUUUGGUCCCUGGCCCUUAAGUUGCUAAAUUCUCCAUUAUGAACACCAGCUAGUUGCUAACUUUGUCUGUUUGAUGGUUGGAAUAGGUUUAGAAUAGGUUUAUCAGAGCUUAUUCACUGGAAAGAACUACCUGCUUCGCCUGGAAUCGACCCUGAUGAGAGCAGUUAGAGAAGGUUGCAGGCCAUAAAACCCAGCAACGUGAUCUCAUCCCUACUCCUCAUAUUUUGACACUUGGGCAGGAGGUUAAUAUUAACAAAACAAUGAGCUGAAGGAGGCUAAAUAGGUUUAUAGAGCAGAGAUGAACUGCAGAGUCUGGAAAUAAUUGUCUCCCUUUCACAUUACGCGUAACCAUCUGACCCAUUGUUAAUAUAAAAAUAUCGAUGAAAGCAACUUUAAUGCAAACACACAAUAAAAUAAUAAAAAAAAAGAUUGCAUGAUAUUUACGUAUUGAUAUAAAAAUGGUACCUUCCCAUUUGAUUGACCUUUCUAUAUUGCUUUCUUUACAGAAACUAUGGCCUUAGAGAUAUAUACUGUAUAUACCUAAUUCACAGCAGCACAUGUUUUCUAGGGUUUUAUUAUUAAACCUAUUUUCCUUAAUGAUGGUAUGCCUUUCUUAAGUCCAUACCUGUUAUAUCCGAGUACGGCUGUUUUGAUCAGUGUCAUUUCUUUCUUAGAGUAGAGCCAAAUUAAAUAUCCUACAGUUCAUACUCAGGAACAGUGUGUAUCUGUAUGUGUGUGUGUGUGUGUGUGUGGAGGCCUGAGACAGUAUGUGCAUGUCCGCAGUCAAUGUGUAUGUGUGUGUGUUCUGAGCAGCAGCACUUUGAUGAAGCAUCCAGCGGGAGUGUAGUGGUGGUGGUUGGUGUCCCUGUUCCUCAGCUAGUUAGAUAUAAUGAAAAUAAUCAACUGACUGUUUUUCAUCUGUCCUACAGGUUUAUCAUGGAGAGAAAACAUUAUAUACCAGGGCAGGGAAUGUAAACACACACAUCGGGCAAACUAUCUCAACUUUAUUUUUGAUGACUGAUAGAGCUACUAUACAGAGAAAGAAAGAGAGAGUCGAUCGUGUACAGUAAAUUGUAUCCUAGAGAGUGUACAGCGUGUGUGUGUGUAUAGAUAUUUUAACCCUUAUGUAGCCUAUGUACUGUAUGUGCCACAGCGCCUCCUUCUUCAAUCAUUCCAUUAACUCACCAAUAUCAAGUGGUCCUGCUAUCAUUUCUGUUAGUUCAGGUAUUGAUCUAACGUUCAUGAAUGUGCUACACUCCUUUGGGAACAUUUACAUACAUUUGGCCUCCUCGGAAUUGAAUUUGACUUGCACACCGUUAACAUGCAGUAUAUAUGUGUGAAUAUAUGAACUGCAAUUUUAUCAUAAUAGCCAUUAACCUUUUUAUAACUCCCGAAAAAGGUGUUUAUUGUAAACCCAGUAACCAGACUGUUCUCUUCUGUUUGUGUUUGACUGCUCAGGCUUUAACACUGCCCAGUGACUGUUCUCCAAAAAUGACGUGGUCUUAUAUUCUUCACUGUUACAAGGUAGAGGUACUGUUUUUCAUCAGUUUGUCUUUGUAGCCAUUUCCUCUCUUGUGAGCCUGGCCUGUGUUUGUAUUUUCUUUUUCUUUUUUUUUUUUUAAAGAAAUUAUCUUUCAAAUACAGACCUGAAAUGACAUGACACAGACAAAUCUGUGAAAUGUACGAUUGAUGCUAAAAGGACUAAUUUCACAUUUUGGGUAAAUGAAGUCGUAUUCUUGCUGAGAGUUACGUUUGAAUAUUGAUACCACAUGGUAUCAAUCUUCUCAUCUACCUUUCAGCAAAAAAAAAACAAUAAGCGCAUUUCCCCAAAAUGUUGAAAUGUUCCUUUAAAGGCCCAAAACACACCGACCAAGUUGUUUGCUCACAAAUAUGCUGCAGCUGGGCCCCUUAAAAUUUCACAUGGUAUAGUGGUAUAGUCGGAGCCUUUCUAAAUAACUUUGAAUAUGGUGUAAAAGCACUGCCUUGUGGUGAUAUAUGGAAUUGCACUUUGUUAUAUGGGGUGGAGGGUGUUUUAGUCUAACUAAUACACAGAAGUAAUGUACAGCAUGUCUGAGAGAAACUGUACGCUAACAGUACAGCAUCUCAGUGAUUUGUAAAUAGCCAAAGUCUUCCAUUAUAAUGUUGGUAUGACCUUGUUGUCAGUGAAGAGGAUAAACACUGAUCCCCAUGUACAGACCUUUGAAGUUAAGUUUAAUUUCAAAAAGACAUCAUUUUAUUUGAAAGAAAUACAGGAUAUCGCUUCACCUAAGAUGUUUUCUUUCGCACCAGCUCAAAAAGACAACAACAACAGGAAUUUAUGGGAGUAAAAGACUUUUAAAAAAAUAGGAUUUUUGUAAUUCGGGUCUGUUUGUUGGAUAAAUCUCAGCUAAGAUACAGUAUGUCCUACGUACAGUAUGUAGUAAAUAUCAAUAAUGUUCCCUUAUUUUGAUGGUGUUGAGGUUGCUAGUCAGAAACUGUUAAAUCUGUACUUCAAAUGUUUGAUUUUACAUUUGAUCAAAUAUAUUCAAAGAAAUAAAAGAGUCUAAAGAAAAAGACA
This is a messenger RNA of Sebastes umbrosus (honeycomb rockfish), 7627 nucleotides long. Its product is annotated as ataxin-1-like. NCBI's taxonomy places the organism in Eukaryota, Metazoa, Chordata, Actinopteri, Perciformes, Sebastidae. Gene Ontology annotation, cellular component: nucleus. The record is from RefSeq and is a predicted model, not a curated record. The transcript is spliced from 3 exons. The coding region runs from base 1329 to 3770 and encodes 813 amino acids. Gene Ontology annotation, biological process: nervous system development; negative regulation of transcription by RNA polymerase II. Gene Ontology annotation, molecular function: protein binding; RNA binding.